GUUUAGGCAGACGCUUUCCUUCCUCUGUCACUCUGUCUCAAGCUGUUUGGCUCAAACCGUUCCGUCUCGGCAGCUGUUCUGGCAUCCUGUCGUUCGGCAUCGCUCAGCCACUGCGGAUGGAGGUGGCAAUCCCCUGCAAGAGCGGCAGGUAUUCCACUCGCGUUGGCUGGCACGAUCACCCAGACUUUGUCAAAGACGUGCGAGCAUUUCGCGAGAGGGCGUCCCGCGGCGAGGUCCUCUGGAUGAAGCACUGCGUGGAGAUGGCGUCGGGCAUCCUCGACCCAACCAAGCACGACUUCAUCUCUCUGCAGCUCUUCUGAUGGCGCCACGUCUGGAAGCAGGGGCGGACGCCCGGGGCGGCCCGCCCAGCGGGUGCCCCGCGCGGCCUGUUCUUCGCGGGCGCCGCCCGUGCCGAGCGGGAGAGCACGCCCGCGCCGCACCAUCCCGGGAUCCGUACAUCCUAUCAACUCUUGAUUUGCUCAGGAGGGCCGAAGAUGAGCUCACUGCUGCGCUUCGCAAGAUGCUCAGGCACGGGCCACAUAAUCUUGCUGGCAUGUCAGACGACAAAGCCAAUUUGGGAAAAUCUUGCAAGGAUGAAGGUCAAAACGUGGGCGAACAGCCCAUCGGCAGCCUCGACAUGGCAGCGAUCAUCCGGACAUCGCAUUUCCAUCGUGACCAAAGUCUGAAGCGGGAGCAAGCCCAUCUCACCCAUUCGGAUUGCGCACCCAAUUCUUUCGAUGCCCUCUAUGCUAGUUGGCUUGGCAUGGACGGCAGAGAUUUCAUUGCAUAUCGCACGUUCUUCUGGAAAGGAAGAUUACAUCUUUUUGACAAGGAUCAGCGUCCUGAGAAGAACUGCGAGCGCAGUCAGCAGCAAAUUCAUACUGUCAAAUUUUAUAUUGAGCGGGCAAUCGAGCUACUGGAGUACCUCUGCAAUACAGGUGGUCAACCCACUCAGCAACGCAGCAUAUUCCAGAGCAACCUUGACAAUCUGCAAGAACUGCGUGAGAAUUUGAUCGGCCUGGGGAAGGUCAACGACCACCUUCGCGCGUAUUCCCUGGCGGAGAUUGGCCAUCGGUUCCAUGAGAGGAAGGAGUUGGGAAAUCAUGGUCGCGAGGUCAAGCUGACCAAACAUCAACGGCAGUGGAUUACACGCCAGGCGUUGAUUGACUUACUGAGCGUUUAUGAUCAUAGCACACCAGACGAACAGAACCAGGUGGAGCAUUUCGUCCUCAACAGCGUUGUGGCCAGACAGGCUUCUGAAGUAAAGCCAGCGUGUGUCAAAGCGUGGGGGGCUGGGCGAACAGGUUUUGGAAGCGAGGGCAGCUACUACGACUACUACCGCAGACACGUGGAGGAUGACGCCAAGUCUGCGGCACGCCUGGAAGCGCCUGCGACGCCGCCCGCGGGAGCGGCCCAGCCGCCCGAGCUGGCCGCGGCCGCCGUGGAGGCGACGGCUGCGCCUCUCCGGGACGCGCCGGGGCCGGCCGCGGCGCCGGUGGAGGCCCGACCGGGCGGCUUUUAUAAGAGGGUGGCCUUUGGCCGGGGUGACCUCCCGGCGCGGGCGGAAGGGGGCCCCCCCGCUCGCGGAGCGCGCAGCGUCGGCAGCGGCCUGCGCGUCCAGUUUUUGUUGGGCCACCCCGCGUCCCCCGUUCGGCCCGCGCACCAGAGGCCGCUCUCGCCCGCCGAGAGGUGCCUGCGACGCUGCCCGUGGGUAUCCCGGAGCUGCCGGAGGCACGGGCGGGGGCCCUCGCUGCGGCGCCCGUGGACGCCCCCGGGCGGCCCGAGGGACAGGCGGCACCCGCGGGGAGCCCUGCCGCACCCCCCGCGGACGCGGCCGAGCUGCCGGAAGCAGCACGGGCCGUCGAGACGCCGCCCGCAGCGGCGCCGGCGUCGGGCGAGGAGGCCUCCCUGCAGGGGCCCGUGGGCGCUGGGCGCGCGGAGGACGCGGGCUCGGCGCCGGCACCGCCCAGGCUGGCAGCGGGCGCAGCGGUGGGGAAGUGGGGGAGCUGGAGCCUCUGGAGCUGCAGCCCACUCUUCUUCAACGCGCCGAGCAGCUGCGUCUGCCCACAGUGGCGGGUCUCCGUCGGCAGCCGUCGCACCGCAGGCGCUGGCCGUCCGCGGGCUCGGGGCGGGCCCCUGCGCGGCCCCUCCGAGGCACCCGCGGCGGCAACGGCUGCGCCUCCCCGGGGCGUGCCGGGCUCGCCCGCAGCACCGGCGGAGGCGCCGGUGGAGGCUCCGGCUGCGGCACCCGCGGGCGCACCAGGGCCGCUGGCGGGGGCUCCUGCGGCCUGGGCCGUGCUCCCCGUGGACCUGCCAGAGCCGCCCGCGGCAGUGUCGAGGGAGGCCCCUCCCGCGGCGGCUCCCGCGGGGGACGCCAUUGGGCUGGCCGAGGCGCUCCUGGAGGCACCAGGGGAGGGCGCCCGCCCUACGGGCGCGUCUCUGGCGCAGGCGCCGCCCGAGCUGGCCGCGGGCGAGGCAGCCACGGUGGCUGCCCGCUGGGCGUCGAGCUUCCGCUGGAGCAGCUGCUUUGGCCUUCUGCUCGUGUCUGCCUGGAUGACUUUCGUUUUGGAUGACCGCUUCUGGUCCUGACCGCUUCUGAUUCCUGUUGCUUCGUCAAGCUGCUCGCUCCGCGUAGGGGGGCAGAUGUUUGCGUGGUCGAGGGGCCUGCGGACGUCUUCGGCUUCUGCACCAGCUGCCCAGCGGAAACGGCAUCCGCCAACCUGUCGACCCUGCUGCGAGGGGGAGUUCUGGGUGCUUGACGUCUUCGGAGCACCCUUUGGCGCUCUCUUGGGCGCGCCCAGCUCAUCUCCCCCUCGUUGGCGCGCCAAGUUCGUCAACUCGAGGCGAAUCGAGCCAUGUCGCCAUCGAAGUCGUAGUGGAGUCGACGGGGGGGGCCCU
This is a messenger RNA of Prorocentrum cordatum, 2898 nucleotides long. Lineage: Eukaryota; Dinophyceae; Prorocentrales; Prorocentraceae. The record is from the annotation of a GenBank genome assembly.